Molecule: messenger RNA, 3031 nt
Organism: Filobasidium floriforme
Lineage: Eukaryota; Fungi; Basidiomycota; Tremellomycetes; Filobasidiales; Filobasidiaceae
Exons: 15
Coding region: 109-2847 (912 amino acids)
Biological process (GO): mRNA splicing, via spliceosome
Cellular component (GO): intracellular anatomical structure; spliceosomal complex
Molecular function (GO): RNA binding; ATP binding
Source: RefSeq, a predicted model, not a curated record
AGCCGAGCCCUUGUCGACAUCGAUCUAGCAAUUAAGCGCAAUCAUCAUAUGGAUAUCCACCUCGUAUAAUACCGACGCACAGUCUUGUGCGAUACAACGUAGUGCACCAUGUCUGCAGAGGCCAAGGGAACCGGGAACGAAUCGGAAGAGUUUAUACACCAUGUGGCGAUCGAGCUGUCUCGUCGGCUCAACACUGUGAAUCCCAACGACCUUUUGGCAAAGCGAGUCAUUGAUAUUGCUCGGCACAAUCAUUCCGGGGAAGCUUUCCACAAGGCCGCUUCGUCUUUCGGGAAAUUCGACAAGGACUUCUUGCUCUCCUUGCAUGCUGAGAUCCUAGCACAUCUUUCGGCGGUUUCUCACAGCUCGAAUGGCGAACAUCGAGCUGGAACAUCCAUGGAGAGGGGAAAUGCACACGUUGGUAACGAUACAGAGCAAUUGGAUGACGGGAUGACGCACGAGUCCGGGGAUGUACAGCCUGCAGCGUCUAGGCAACGAGGCGGUCUCAUCCGAACAAGUGACCACACAUUUAAAGCCCCUAACACUCAGCCUAGAGCUUCCUUGCUUGGCCUGGAUAGGCUGGCCGCGGAAAAGAGAGCCGCAUCUGCAUCAAGCUCUUCAACCGACCAACAAGCGAGCAAGCGACAACGCCUAGAUAAGGAUAGCGACGAGGUGACAGAUAGAAAUUCGGGCGGAGUGUUCAAAGUCCCGGCGUUACCCAUCAGGAAGGAUAACAUUCGUCAACGUGUCCCCGAAACCCCUACUCAUACCGGCGGACUACCGAGCGCUGCCAGGGAAGCUCUUGCAGCUCGCCUCAAGUCGAGAAACAUGCCUACCAACCUAGCCGUAGGAGGGACCUUGGCGCUGUCAGCGGAUACCAGGGAGAUGCGAGAUAACCGGCCGGGCGAUAAGGGGUUGGGGGAAUUCGCAAGGCGGGGAAAUCGAGGACUGAAUCGGGAAGAGCGGAAAUACGAUAGGGAUAGGGAUAGACGGGAUGAUCGUAAUGAUUAUCGAGGUGGACGUAGGGAUGAUCGAGACCGUCGAGACCCAGGUCGGCCGAAGGAUUGGAACGAUGCCCCUACGCCCCGAACCAACCGGACGGAUGUCCGAGACUUGGAUGGAGGCAGCAUGCGAGUCCCGAAUCGUGGCUGGGACGAAACUCCUCGAAUAGGAGGUCGAGGCGGAGCGACCCCUGGGCGCGGCCCAAAUCGAGCAUGGGACGCACCCACUCCGCGAAGAAAUGCAAGGGGUGGCGAUGCUUCGCCCGAUGGGGAUGGCAUGGAAUUUGAUGCCAAAGAAUGGGAAGAAGAGCAGGUUCGCCUCGAUCGAGAUUGGUAUAGCACGUAUGACGAAGGAGCUGUCGCAGGAGACGAGGAGCAUAACCCGUUUGCUGGAUACGAAGAUGUCACUCGAGAACAGGAGGCCCAGAUGCAAGCCAAGCAGGCCAAAAAGUUGACGGCUAAACAGGCUCAAUGGAACGCCGAUACAGACGCCUGGGAGAACAACCGAAUGAUGACAUCGGGUGUCAUGACGAAGGGCAUGGUCGAUCUGGACUUUGAGGACGAUUCCGGUUCUCGAGUGCAUGUCCUGGUACACGACAUCAAACCUCCCUUCCUUGACGGACGGGUUGCCUAUACCAGACAGCUGGACCCAAUUAGUCCGAUCAGAGAUCCGACAAGUGAUUUGGCUAUCUUCAGCAAAAAGGGGAGUGCUCUGGUCAGAGAGAAGCGGGAACAGCAAGAGCGAGCAAAGGCUGCUGCGAAAAUGGCCGCUGUCGGCGGGACGACGCUUGGUAACAUCAUGGGGGUGAAAGACGAACCGAAUCUUGGAGCUGAAGGGCAAAAGAACGAGGUUCUGGAGACCAACUACAAGGCGGACUCGCAAUUCGCUUCCCAUAUGAAGAAGACGGAAGGUAGUUCCAAUUUCGCUAGGACUAGGACUCUUAAAGAACAGCGAGAAUACCUACCGGCUUUUGCGGUGCGUGAAGAUCUGAUGAAGACUAUACGCGAAAAUCAAGUCACCAUCGUUGUCGGUGAGACGGGUUCCGGAAAGACCACUCAGCUGGCCCAAUUCCUGUACGAAGACGGGUACUGCAAUCAUGGCAUCAUCGGAUGUACACAACCUCGACGUGUGGCAGCGAUGUCCGUGGCUAAGCGAGUCAGCGAAGAGAUGGAAUGCGAACUGGGAUCCACCGUUGGUUAUGCCAUUCGUUUCGAAGAUGUCACAUCAAAGGCAACCAAGAUCAAAUACAUGACGGAUGGUGUUUUGCUUAGAGAGUCGCUGAAUGAAGGGGAUCUGGACCGAUAUACCGUCAUCAUCCUGGAUGAAGCGCACGAGCGAUCAUUGAGUACGGAUGUAUUGAUGGGUCUUCUCCGAAAGAUCCUGAUGCGCCGGAGAGAUCUCAAGUUGAUUGUAACUUCUGCUACUAUGAACGCAGAGAAGUUCUCCAACUUCUACGGGCACGCCCCUACUUUCACCAUUCCCGGUCGAACGUUCCCUGUUGAGACGUUCCACAGCAAAUCGCCCUGCGAGGACUACGUCGACAGCGCGAUUAAGCAGGUGCUACAAAUCCAUCUGUCGAGUCCUCAAGGUGACAUUCUGGUAUUCAUGACUGGUCAGGAAGAUAUCGAAGUGACCUGUUCGGUUAUCGAUGCUCGAGGACCCGGAACCUUUGGCGAUUCUCCCUAUCUACUCCCAGAUGCCUGCAGAUCUGCAAGCCAAGAUCUUUCAGCCUACACCCGACGGACGUCGAAAAGUUGUGGUCGCGACCAACAUCGCCGAAACGUCGCUGACAGUCGAUGGUAUUCUCUACGUCGUCGACUCUGGAUAUUCCAAACUCAAGAUGUAUAAUCCCCGAGUCGGUAUGGACGCACUCCAAAUCACGCCGAUCAGUCAAGCGAAUUGUGGUCAACGGACAGGGCGAGCAGGGCGGACAGGGCCUGGUUUCUGUUACCGAUUGUUCACACAGACCGCCUUUGAGAAUGAACUCUUCCCGAGCAACAUCCCGGAAAUCCAGCGAACGAAUCUGGCAAAC